GAUGCUUUGCAUUACAAAUUUGUUCUGUUCCAAUGUAAUUGGGAUGACUGCAUCAGAACGACCCAAGGUCUGGCUUCGAGGCCGAGGGUGUGCCAAUGGCUAGCUAAUUAUUAGGGCAAAAGGACAGUGACCUUCCUUAAAAAUUUUCUAACAUCCCACCAAUCUUCUCUAACAUUUGAUUUUUGGGAUGCUUUAUACCCUUCAAAAAAUUUGUCUUUUUUACCAAAUAUAAUGAGAAUUUAGUUUCCUUUUAGGAAACUUGAGCAAAGAUAUGUGAAAUUUUUAAAUACUUAAGGGAGGUGCUCAUGUUUUUUGAAAUCUCACAUCUCACGAGUGGUUUGUGUCUUUUUUUUUCUAAAUCUUAGGUGAAGUCGGCGAAGCUUAGACCGGUUUGGUUAGAGCUCAGAUCCCAAAAGAUUAAUCAAACUAAGUUCCCAAAAGAUUAAUCAAACAAAGUUUUAGUAAGGAAAAAGAAAAUGGUAGUUAAGAGUCUUUCUAAUGUUAUUUUCAAAAAUUAGAAAUGAGAAGUAAAAACCAAAAAUUGGAAACUUGUCUAUUUAAUACCUAAAACUACAACAAAUUAAUGUUUUAACUUUAUGCAUGUUUAUUUUUGUCCUUAGAUCAAAUAAGAUAAGGAUAAUAAAAAUAAGAAACAAGUAGAAGAUGUUAUAAUAAAAAUAUAAUUUAAUUAUAAUUAUUUAUUUAAUCAUUAUAUUUUAAACUAAGUCUUUAGUACUCAUAGAGCAAUGGUAUUGCAUAUGAAAAUUGAAAAUUAUGAAUUUAUUUCCGGAUAUGGUUUUUGUUAAUUUUUAAAAAAUUUGAUAAAUCUUAAUGUUAUUUUAAUUUUGUUUUAAAAAAUUCAUGCCAUAGCCUUUUAUUUUCAUUAAAAAUUCUGCAAACAAUUUUUUAACUCAUGAAGUAAAUUUUUGACGUUAAAAUACUGUGACGACAAGUUUUUAUUUCAGUUGAAUGCUAAAAUGAUUAGCUUACAUGUUGCAAAGUUACGAAGUUACCAACAUUUUGUGGUCUUUCAAAUCUAUCGAUAUUAUUUUCAUUAAAAAAUAAUGUAUUUUUUGGAUUGCAAUAUUCUUUUACAUUAUAACUUAAAUUAUAUUUUGGUUUAGAUUGAUUUUAGAUUUUCUUAUUGUAUUUUGGGACAACUUGGAUAUACACCCACAUGAAAUCUAAAAUAUAUGAUCGGAUGUCCGCUCCAAAUUUGAAGCAAAAUUUGUAAUGAAAUUUUAAUUUCAACUUUCUGUUCCCUUCCCGCCGACUCCCAAAACUAAAACUAGAAACGAUUUUGUUUUCUAAUUCCCACCCGCCAAUUCAAUUCAAAUCCUAAAAACCUCCAAAUCUGAAAUCUCAUCCCAAACUUUCUAAUUUCUAAACCUUCAAAUCCUUCGUUCUCUUCUUCCAUUUCUGUUUUCUCCCUCCACCGCCAAAACCCCAACGCCACUGCCGCCCAACCCCACAGAUGGAGUCCCCCUUCCAUGGCUUGCCUCCUCUCAAGAGGUUCAGGCUCUUGCAGCAAGAAGACCACGAUCAAGAAAAUGAUGCCUUAGCCUCGUUUCAGCUCCCGGCGAAGAAGCGGAAAGAGUCCCGGAGUCCUCCCGCCGCCGAGUCCAACACAUUCUGCCUGCCGGCCAAGAAGAGGGUGUGGGCUCUGCAACCCAAUUUUAGCUCCCGUAAGACCCUUUACCCUAUUGAUCUCAAUGUGGAAUAUAAUCCCUCUUUUGAGGAAGAAAAACAAACAGAAGAAGAGGAGAAAAUCCCAUCCGGGAAUGGUGAGAAUCAGUCCCUUGAAGGGGAAAAAGAAGGGGAUGAUGAAGGAGAAGAGCAUGAAGGUGACGGAGUUGAGUCUGCUGUGGGUCAGAGCACAGACGGGGACCCUUCAGAUUCUGCAGUCCCCUGUGAUGGGCGUGAAAAACAAGCAGAAGAAGAGAAGAAGGUCCCAGAAGAGGAUGGUGAAAAUCAAUCUCAAAAAGAAGAGGAAGAAGGGGCAGAAGAAGAACAUGAAGAUGAUAAGAUUGAAUGUCCUUUGUAUCAGAGCACAGACGGGCAACUUUCAGAUCCUAUAGUCCCCUGUGAUGGGUGUGAAAAACAAGCGGAAGAAGAUAAGAAAAUCCCAGAUGGGAAUGGUGAAAAUCAAUGUCCAGAAGACGAGAAAGAAGAGGAAGAAGAAGAACAAGAAGAUGAUGGGAUUGAAUGUGCCGUGUGUCAAAGCACAGACGGUGACCCUUCAGAUCCCAUAGUCCUCUGUGAUGGUUGUGAUCUAAUGGUUCACGCCAUCUGCUACGGCGAUCCCCUUGUGAAGGGUAUCCCAGAAGGGGACUGGUUUUGUUCCCAGUGCUUGUUUUCUCAAUCUCCCCAAUCCGAAAAGGACAAGGUCCUUUCUUGCUGCCUCUGCCCGGCGAAGGGAGGGGCUCUGAAGCCCACCCGCGACGGCCGGUGGGCUCACCUCAUGUGCGCCCUUCUCGUUCCGGAGGUCUUCUUUUUGGACCCAGAAGGCCGAGAAGGGAUUGAUUGCUCCAGAGUCCCUCCAAGGAGGUGGGAAAGGAUCUGUUAUGUGUGCAACUCUGCAGGUGGGUGUGCCAUUGACUGCUCGCACGCGAAGUGCCCUCUGGCCUUCCAUGUCACUUGCGGAUUCAAGGAGGAACUUUGUAUCGAGUACAGAGAAGGGAAGAACAAUGGCGCCAUUGUUGCUGGGUUCUGCAAAGACCACACUGAGCUUUGGAAGAAGCAACAAAAAACUGGGAAGUUCAAGAUUGUGGCAAGGGAAGAGCACGAGGAGUAGAGAGAUGGACAUGGCAGAAAGAAGUUCUGCACCUGCUGAUGAACGGAAGUUCUGCUUGGGUUGGUUUUGCUGGAAUUACAGAUCAUCUAGGACUAAUGGUUCAAAUAUUAGUGUUGAUAGAAUUGUUUUUUUUUUUUUAACCUCCCCACAAAAAUGCUAGCUUGUUUUUGCUGCCUAUUUACGAUUAACGAACUUGUUUGAUAUGA
Malania oleifera is the source of this 3000-nucleotide messenger RNA. RefSeq lists its product as uncharacterized. Gene Ontology annotation, biological process: regulation of transcription by RNA polymerase II. The record is from RefSeq and is a predicted model, not a curated record. Bases 1475 to 2794 code for a protein of 439 amino acids. The transcript has 2 exons. Lineage: Eukaryota; Viridiplantae; Streptophyta; Magnoliopsida; Santalales; Ximeniaceae.